AUGAUGAUGACUUUCUGCAAGAAGAGUGUCCACUCCUUCCUCGGAGGCCUCUCAAUCUCAAAUUCAUGCCUCAUUACCCCGCCGCUGCCGCCGUCAUCGCCCUGCAACAAAGGCCUAGGGCUAAUCACCUCCCCCAACGAAAUCCACAUCCAUCGCCCUCCAAAUGUAGUCGAAUCCGCAUCCAUCGUCAAGUCUCCCCCGCCUCCAUCGCAGCCAAGGCCAAAGAGCCUCGGGUUCGAGAGCUACGACGAUGAUGGCAGAAAUCAGGGAAAAAACAAUAAUAAUGAUUCUAAUGCUUGUUCGACAACAGCGCGAAGCGAUGGGGAAAUCAGAGAUGUGAGCAUGAGAUGGAGGGAUAGGAUUAAGGAGAGGAGGAGCAAGAGGGAUGCGAUGAAGGCGAAGAAGUUUCCUCCGCCGAUCUCGUCGCUGAACAAGAAUGGGCAGCCGAACUUCUUUCUCCGGCCGGUGAGGAAGGAUGGGCGGUUAGAGUUGACGGAGGUGAGAAUCGAUCGGCCCGAGGUUCUCCGAGCGUCGAGAGAAGACGGAAGGUUGAGAUUGCUCCUCGUUCGGGAUGAUAAAAUCGAUGGCGAAGAUUGCACCGCUGGAAAUGACGUAUGUGAGGGUAAUCCGGAAGAUUUGGUUGCAAUUAAUGAGGAAACGGUGUCAUUUUGUGCGGCUCCAGCGAAAGAAGAAGAAGAAGAAGAAGUAGAGGUAGAGGAGGAUGAAUCAUCGUCGGAAGAGAAGGAAACGGGUACGGACAAGGAAUUGUGCAGGAGUAACAAUGAUGGCCAUAAUUUGGGAGAAGAGUGGGGUUAUUCUCCUCCGAUGAACGGAGAGGGAUUCCGGCGAUGUUACAAUUUGUUAAGCCACCAUGGUGCUGGCGGGCAUUAUUAUCAUGGCGGAGAGAUGCACAUGUGGAGACAACAUUGUGUGACUACAAGGUGA
Molecule: messenger RNA, 945 nt
Organism: Linum tenue
Lineage: Eukaryota; Viridiplantae; Streptophyta; Magnoliopsida; Malpighiales; Linaceae
Source: the annotation of a GenBank genome assembly